AAAUGGACGACGACGGAUGUCAAGGGCGUUGACGGUAUCGCCUCUCUCGUCUUGUGCCUUUCAUUUCAGAACUACUCGCGCCUCACUUCUGCCCCUCCCUCGCUCCCUCUCCCUCUCUCUCCCUCUCCUUCCCUUCCUUCCCUGUAGUCCGAGAGUUGUGUUUGUGUGUUUCGGUAGUAGUAGGAGAGGGAGGGGAGGGGAGGGGAGGGCAGGAGGGCAGGAGAGGAGAGGAGAGGAGGCAGAGGGAGCUUCUGGACGACAGACAGACGGCGAGAGAGCGAGUGGCAAAGCGAGCAGCCGGUGUCCGGAAGGAUUCGUGUGCUCUGUGUGAGAGAGGUAGAGAGAGAUAGAGAGUGUGCGUCGUGUGUGUUUGUGUGUGAGAGUGAUUGAGUGAGUGAGUGAGUGAGUGAAUGAGGGAUUGAUAGUUCAAAUUAGCUAGAGAGUCCGAGAAUUAGUAUCCUGUGGUUGUGAUAGGAAGAUUCUGCGUGUGCGGGUUGUUUUUCGUUUGGUGUGGUUAGAAUUUGAGAGGAGUGAGCUUUGUUAGGGAAGCGAGUGAGAAAUCGAUUGUGGAGUAGAGAUGAGAGGAGCAGGAGGAGGUGGAGGAGGCGGUGGUGGUGCCGGUGGUGGAGUUGGCAAUGGAGGAGGGAACGGAGCGGGCGGUGCCGCAGAUGAUCGCAUAAAGGGCCCAUGGUCGCCCGAGGAGGAUGUGAUUCUGAGCAAGCUCGUCGACAAAUUUGGUGCCCGGAACUGGAGCUUGAUUGCCAGGGGAAUUCCCGGUCGCUCGGGGAAAUCCUGUCGCCUGCGCUGGUGUAAUCAGCUGAAUCCAGUCGUGAAGCGGAAGCCUUUCACUGAGGAGGAGGACCGGGCGAUCGUGACCGCGCAUGCGGUGCACGGGAACAAGUGGGCGUCGAUAGCGCGAAUGCUGCCCGGGCGUACGGACAACGCCAUCAAGAACCACUGGAACUCGACGCUGCGGCGGAAGUAUUUGGGCGACGACCGGGGGCGCAAGGGCGAGGGCUCGUCGGGCGAUGACACGAGAGCCGGCAAGGACGAGGGCUCCACGGACGGAUCGUCCGACAAAGUGAAGGGCGAGGUCAGCGACACGGAUCGCAGCAAGGCCGGCGACGCCGAGAUGGACAUGGAUGGCGCCGACAACGAUUCGCAAGGCAAGGACGCCGACGAGCGCGAUGUCUCGUCCGAGCAGUCGUGGCCUUCUUUCGACGAUGCUCGCGCCGCUGCGGCCGAGAAAAUCAUCGAGGCCGAAACCACCACUACGACGACGACCACCACCACCACCACAUUCGACAGCCGCCGAGGCAGCCCCGGCGAAUCCUCCAAAGGCGAUCCUGGCCAGGUCCAAAAUCUGUCUCCAGACGGAGGAGUGGACGAUGUGCAGCAGCAGCAGCAGCAGCAUCAGCAGCAUCAUCUUCAUCAGCAGCAGCAGCAGCAAGCAGUGAACUUCUUCCCUGCAGCUGCGCCACAUUCGGCCGUGGUGGUCAGGCCCACGCCGCGCAGCGCUUUCAGCAGCUACGACCCGAACAACGUGAGGCCGCCGCCCAAGAAGGAGGAGAACAGCGGCGGCGCGGCGGGUAUGUUCUCGUCGCCUUACAUUCAUCGGCCGCUGUCGCUCUCGCUCUCUCUGCCGUCGUCUGCCAACUUCGACGACGAGUGCCCCACCUCGGGCUCGCACAACCCGGCUCGAUCUCUGGCCGGGCCCUUCUGGACGCCGCCCCGAUGGAAUGCCACUCCCGAUGUGCCGAAUUUCUGCGGCCGCGGCUGCUGCCCUCCCCAAGGCUAUGGCAUGUCCCACGGCGCCAGCAUCUCGCCCAAAGGCCCGCUCAUGGGCCCCGAGUAUCACGAUUUCGCCGAUGAGUACGCCUCGACGAAGGUCGGCGCCGCUCCUCCUCCCUAUGCUCCCUUCCCGUUCCCCAUGAGCAGCAGCAGCCCCUGCGUUUCCAGCGGCAUGAUGCCCUCUGCUGGCGGCCCUGUGCCUCCUCCGGUGGCUUACGGGCAAUCCCCCGAGGUUUUGACGGCGGCCAUCAACAUGGCGCUGGCGCAAGUGAUGAUGCCCAUGCUCAGCGGCCAGAACCCCCAAUCCGAAGGCUGCUUCGCCAGCGACAGCUCCAUUCCCCCCGGCAGCAACCCCCUGGUCGAGGUUCUGCGCGGCAUUGUCGCUCGUGAGAUCUCGCAGUACACCUCGGCCAUGAUUCAGGCGCAGCAGCAGAACCUCGACGGGCUGAAGCAACAGAACCCGUAGUAGGGCAGCUCCUGCCUGCCUGCCUUCUGCUCGAGGCUUCUUGCAAUUCCACGGAGGGAGGAGGAACCCCGAUGCGCGCGCACCCCCGGUCGGUAAUUUUCACGGCAUCACUGCUUCUUCUUCUUCUUCUUCCUCUUCCUCCCGCCUGAAGGUGCUCGAGCGUCGGAGCUGUCAUCAUCAUCAUUAUCAUCGAAUGGAGGUACUUGAGAACUCCUCGGCGGCCUCGACUCCCGAAUGGAGCUCAGCAGCAACCUGCCUGAUUCAGCGAGGUCCAGAUCAGAGCCGGGCAAACGUGUUCCACGGAGCUGCGUUUGUAGCAAGUGCUGCUGGACCUGUCUGUCAUCGAGGACAAGUCUUGAUCGGCUGUCAUGCGGAGCCUGUAUAUAUUUCGACGACUCGUCAUAGAUUCUUGUCAUUGCUCCCGAGGUAGCAGAGUGGACGAGUCCAUAGAUUUCGAAGCGUGAAGAGAACGACGGUGUACCCUUAGCUGGUGGUUUCCCUUGACUUUUUGUAUCAUCCUGCAUCAUCGAGAAGCUUAUCAGCUUCUCAGUCAGAAGAAUUUGCGGGUCAUAUUAGACUAGACAGAGAGAGACAGCGAAUGCUUUUCCGGUAGAUUAGGUUUCUUAAUUGUCGAGAACCUCAUUCAGUCAGUGUCUGUCGUGUGUUCUCGACGGAUCAUGUCAUCGACACGGGGUUUAUUUGCUCCAUGGUCUGUACUUUGAGAGUGUUGUAUCAGGUAAAAAAAAUUAGCUUAAACACUUGAGAGAGACUUGUAGUUUUGAAUGUAAGUGGUUUGCUACCGUAGAUUAUGUCUAUCCCCUCCCCUCUGCCGCAGGACUAGUCUUCCAAGCUAAUCCUGGACGAUGGCUCUUGUGCAUAGCUGAAACUUAGGUAGGACUCAUGUCAUUAUUGUACAUGUAGAAAAAGGUGACAAAUCUUCUUAUCCAAGCGUGAUUUUCUGUUUUUUC
Marchantia polymorpha subsp. ruderalis is the source of this 3225-nucleotide messenger RNA. The record is from the annotation of a GenBank genome assembly. NCBI's taxonomy places the organism in Eukaryota, Viridiplantae, Streptophyta, Marchantiopsida, Marchantiales, Marchantiaceae.